GCUGAGAAAUCCAAGCUUCCUGUCCUCUCCAACUAUCAGUAGUGCCGCACACAGAGAAAACAGGCAGGCUAUGCCGCAUAUUCACUGGAACGGAAAGUGCGCGCGCUCAUCCUUAGAACUUUGAACUCCUCCACAGAACCAUCUUAGCCUAUUCUGUGCAAUAUAAAUGUCAUAUACGUAGGCCUAUUGUUUAAUGUUGUAGUUAAUGAGUUAUAGAGAGGGUUUAGUACGUUUAAAUUAUCGGUUAUGGCGAAGUGGUCGGUUUUACUCUUCUACCUCCUCCAAGGACUGGUUCAUCUCAUUACUGGGCAGCAGCAGCCGCCACGCGAACGAGUGGGGCCUUGGCGGCAGAGGAUUCAGUGGGAGAAUAACGGUAAGGUGUACAGUUUGAUGAGCACCGGGUCAGAGUAUCAACCACCGGCGCGGCCGAGAAGCCAGUCCAGAGUCUACAUGAGCACAGGGAGGGAUGGCACCGGUCAGACGCAGCCUGGAACGCGGGAAGGCACAAUGGCGCACAGAAGACCUGGACCAAUCGAAUCGAACGUAGGUGGACAUUUACGGGACCAAACCAACAACGUUCUAGAUCCUGGAUCUGUACAUAUAGGACAUGACAGUAGACAGUAUCUGGUACCCAAUGCUCGCCAGUCAGGGGCCAGGUCGCAGCCCGAGGUGCCAUACCGAGCGGGAGUGGCGGGGUCCCCUGGCGCACGGCGCUACUCCCCAGAGUACACUUACCGUGUAAACGCCUCGGUCCCUGGGCUGCUCCCCGAGUUCUCCGGUAGCGGGGUACCGAGGAGAGGAACCCCUGUCACUCAGGAUGUUACCUGGGAUGCUCGCUCGGGGCUUCCCGCCACUCCAUCCCGAGGCAGGGAGGCAGUGCCUGUACCGGGCGUAGAAUACCAAGAGAUGCGCGCGGAGCCCGGUGCAUCCAUCUCCAGACAACCCGCACUAACGGAUAAUUCCAACGCACGUUAUGUCAUUCCUAACCGAAGGGGUGCUCCUCCAGGACCCGGAUCCGUAAACCCUGCUGAGACAUCGAAUGAGGCAGCAAGUAACGGCGAGGACAUGGUCUCGGACGAUCCUCGGAACCCUUUUAAAAACCACCGGAAUUCCGUCUACUACAACACGUAUUCCUCCAGAGGCAGAACGCCCGUAGCACGCACGCGGCGGCCGCGUCCCCCGGCGUCCGUCCCAGGCACUGGAUACGGCACUAGAUAUUUUCAGAAUGGGCUCCCAGAUCUCGUCCCAGACCCGUAUGCCAUCCAGGCAGGUGCAUACAUCCAGCGGAUGCAGAUGUACUCUCUGCGCUGUGCGGCUGAGGAGAACUGUUUGGCGAGGUCAGCAAGCACAGCAAGGGACAUAGACUACAGAGUGCUGCUCCGCUUCCCCCAGAAAGUCAAGAACCAGGGCACCACUGACUUCCUUCCUGUUAAACCAAGACACCAGUGGGAAUGGCACAGCUGUCACCAACACUACCACAGUAUGGAUGCCUUCAGUAACUAUGACCUGCUAGAUGUGACAACAGGAAGGAAGGUAGCUGAGGGACACAAGGCCAGCUUCUGUCUGGAGGACACAGGUUGUGAUGCUGGAUUUAGACGCAGAUAUGCCUGUACUGCCCAUACACAGGGGCUGAGUCCAGGCUGUCAUGACACCUAUGCUGCCAAUAUUGACUGUCAGUGGAUAGACAUCACUGAUGUUCCUGCAGGAAACUACGUCCUGAAGGUCAUAGUGAAUCCCAGUUAUCAUGUUCAAGAGUCGGACUAUUCCAACAACGUGGUGCGGUGUGAUGUCACAUACACGGGUACUCAGGUUCAGACACGGAACUGUCGGGUAACCAGGGCUUAAAGCAUUCCAUGGAUUCUGAGGUAUUUUCCUCAUGUCUCUUUAAGUACUGUAAGCAGCAACAAUCUCAACCAGUUGUUGUGGCAAUAGCUGUUGUAGAUAGAUGUUUUUAUUUUUUAACAUUCCUCUGUUGAUGACAUUCCUUCGAUUCUUUAGUGUGUUAUAUGUUUGGAAAUCUGUACUAAAAGCGUUUUGUUACUAAAUACCGAGGAUUAUGACAUGACAUUGUGUAUUUUUAUUGAUAUAACAAAUCCAUUGAAGAAGAGGGAUAUUUUUGUAUUAUUUAGCAUGAUCUUGGAAAAUGGAAUGGAAAAAGUGACUGUGCUUGAAUUAGACAUUAUGCUUGAAUAAUAUUAUUUGAAUGCUUUGAUGUUUGAUCUGCAUUUGUAGUAUAGUUAGAUGCAGUUGAGUACGUCUUUAAAACCACUUCGUGGCCAUAAUUAAUAAGUUGCAAACGCCUGGUCUCUAUGUGCUAAGUAUCAAUGUAAUAAUAGAUUUUCUUUUACUUUGUAAGUAUGUAUGCAUGUGUGAGCGAAUGUAAUUUUAUUUUAUUUUAUUUUACAUUGUAAUGUAAAAUUGUUUAUAUGCCGCUCAAACCUACAUUUUACAAUUGGUGUUGUUUUUGUUGAGGGUGAUGUUCUAGAUACAAUAAGCAUGGUGAAGAGUGGGUGUAUUAAAAAUAAAUUCACCUCUG
This is a messenger RNA of Salmo salar (Atlantic salmon), 2536 nucleotides long. Its product is annotated as protein-lysine 6-oxidase. Lineage: Eukaryota; Metazoa; Chordata; Actinopteri; Salmoniformes; Salmonidae. Gene Ontology annotation, biological process: peptidyl-lysine oxidation; collagen fibril organization. The record is from RefSeq and is a predicted model, not a curated record. Gene Ontology annotation, molecular function: protein-lysine 6-oxidase activity; copper ion binding.